Molecule: messenger RNA, 4815 nt
Organism: Labrus mixtus (cuckoo wrasse)
Lineage: Eukaryota; Metazoa; Chordata; Actinopteri; Labriformes; Labridae
Gene: bri3bp
Product: bri3 binding protein
Exons: 3
Coding region: 166-867 (233 amino acids)
Cellular component (GO): mitochondrion
Source: RefSeq, a predicted model, not a curated record
GACGCGUACUUGAAUGUAACACGGUCAUCACUACCACCAUCACACAGUCAGCGUAGCAUCCACCAGCAAGGUGUCACUUAGGCAGCUAACUAUCUGUUUUACUUUGCUGUUUAGCGUACCAUUUUUAUACACAUCAGUGUGUUGGAAACUCGAGGCGUUGGCAACAUGAAGGGAAUCAGGUUUUUCGUGUUUUUCUUGGCGCUGUCCGCGUCCUUGCUGUGCACAACCGAAGCGGGGCGGAGCAGGACGAGCACCCAGAACAGCUUCCGACGAGCGGCCAACGGGAUCUACCAGACCCUGAGUAAUGUUUUCGGGGAGGACAACAUCCGAGGGCUAUACAAAUUUUUUUCCAAAACAACGGAGAGGUUUGUGCAUGGCGUGGAUUCUUUCAUGGACACCAUCUGGAAGAUCUGGUCUGAUCUGCUGGAUGUGAUGGGCAUUGACUCCUCAAACCUCAGCCACUACUUCAGCCCCACAUCCCUCACCAACUCUCCGGCCCGCGCCCUGCUCCUGGUCGCCGCCGUACUGUUGGCCUACUGGUUCCUCUCCAUGUUCCUGGGGGGUUUCUUUUACCUGCUGCACGCCGUCUUCGGCCGCUUCUUCUGGCUGGCCCGCGUCCUGCUCUUCGCCCUGUCCUGCCUCUACAUCCUGCAGAAGUUCGAGGGCGACCCCGAGCGCGCCGUGCUCCCGCUGUGCUUCAUCAUGGCCCUGUACUUCAUGACGGGGCCCGUGGGAGCGUACUGGCGUCGGGGAGGCAGCGCAGGUUCGCUUGAAGAGAAAAUCGACCACCUGGACACUCAGAUCCGGCUGCUCAACAUCAGGCUGAGCCGCGUCAUCGACGGCCUGGAACGCGGCGGGGAGCAGUAGGGUGGCGUCCAGGAAGAAAGGGGAGGGAGGGGUAAUAAUAUAAAACCAGCUGCAGCUGAUGUCAGAAUGCUGUUUCCAACGCACAUCUGCAGCAACACAACCACUGGGUAUUUCCAACUCUACAGAACAGGAUUUUUAACUGCUUUAGUUGAUUUUAGUUACAGAAUACCGAAAACAAAAAUCCUCAAAAAGGUGUGGACGGUUCUCUCGGAGCUUACACAAAUCAACAAAACUAUUCUUCUUUUGUUUUUUCUUCUCACGGCUUUGAAAGCUUUCUGUCACAUCAACAAAGUUAUCAGAGAGAUGUCCGGGGUUUUCUUAAUGCUGGCCUCAGCUUCUUUGAGAAACUCCAAAGUCAGGACUUGAAUUUUUGGUGUUCUGAUAAGAAUUUGUCAAAGCGUGUUUUUAAAGCAUAUUCUGUUUCUUAUCCUUGUGAAUAACCUGGAGAUUCUGAUUGUUGCACUGGUUCGUCCAUGUGUUUUUUUGUUUUGUUUUUUCCUCCAUUUUGAAACUAUUAAAGAUGAAAAAAGGGGGGUUGGGUUAAAGAUGCAGGGGACACAAACAUUGUAUUUCUCAUGUGUAAAAAAAAUCCUCAAGAUGUUAGAUAGUUGCUCAUUGUAAGAUUUAUUUAUUCCUUGCUCCAUCCAAAAUGUUACGAUCAUGUAGAUGUAGUUUGUUUCUAGUAAUUCAUCCUUCAAUCGUGGCAAUAGUUUGACAUCAGGACCUCUUUUUCAUUGUGAGUGUGUAUGUGUGAGUGCAGUGUUUGAAUUUCUAAAAAAGCACUGUAUGAAAAAAAAAAAGGUACCAUCAGCCUAGAAGGAAAUGUCGACAUGCAGCGAUAUCUCAGGGACUCAACCAACACAGAUCUGGAAUUGGGAAAGAGAUAUAAAGAUGUUAACUCAGAUCAUGUUUCGCUCUCUUUGAGUCACUUCACUAGUCUUCAGAAACGGUCUGAAAUGUGUCUCAUUCAGUGUCGAUUAAGAGGUGCACAUCAUGUUGAUAUUGCAGAUUGAAUCCUGCAUUUCUUCACCUUUGAUACUUUUGAUUACUGCUAGGAUUUACAGAGAAGCUAGAGGCUUGAAUUGGCAUUGGGUAUAUUUCACAUACUGAUGUUUGCACACACAAGCAAAUGAUCCACCUCUCUUGAUGAUCACUGUCUGCCUGUCAAUACUGGAUUUACUGGAUACAGUUGAAAAUCAACUGAGAAUCAUACUUGUCGAGCCUCAUGAAAAUGAGAUCUUUAUCUUAUUUCAGCCUUUGGCCUUCAGAGACCGGUCGGUCUAAUUUGUUAAUAAAGUUGAUCUUUAUUCUACAAGUGUGGCUGGAGCAUGUUGACCUCUUCAGUUUAGACAGUGUGAAAUGAAAACCAGGUAUCGGCGUCGUUUGAUUUUCACUUCGUCAGAGUUUGACAUCAUGGCAUUGUUACAAAACCUGCUUAGUGUGCAUCACUGUAUCCACCGUACUGCAGCUUCUUGGUUUGAUGGGAGUUUGUUUUUUUUGUCGUAUUGUUUCUGCCUCUUUUUUAAUGUUUGUCAUAAUGCAUCGUCUUAAAACACUGGGACCUUUCCUGCCAUGCUCCUGUUUUUGUCUCUCUCUCGUCGUAUUCUGUAUCACACAUUAUUAUUAUUAUACAUGUUUUGAUACAGACGACCCUUACGCUGUGCAGAUAUUUGAAGAGGGGGAGGAAAUGCAGCUUUCAGCGUCUGAUGAGAAAAUCAAGGCAUGUGUGUUGAAUGUUGAAGGCUCUUUUUAGUUGUCGACACUACUGAGGCCAAAGAAACAAAACCAGUAUUUAUACGAUUAACACUCAAAGUGACGAGCUUCUCUGUAGGAGAUGCAUUUUUACCCCGUUUUUCACACUAUAAAGGGUGAAAUGUCCAGAAAAUGACAAUUGUAUCUGUUAUUUGAUGUAUCUGGAUUCUCAGAUAUUCUCAUGAGUCGUUUUUAAUUGUGCUUUUCACGGUUAUCUUUAAAUGAAGGCUUGGUGACGACUAAACACAACAGAGACAUUUCAAUACUUGAGUACUGGUUCAUCAUAGUGUCACUUGUUUUAGAAGAAACACACCUGGUUUAUUAGCCGCAGUUAUCCAGGUGUUUCCUGCAUGCUAUGUUUAAAAUGUCUGUAACGUUAUGUUGAAUUGUAUACAUGUGUUUGACUGCAGAGGUAAAGAAACCAGCCAACAUGUGACGUGUGAAGGAUUAUGUUGUUAUAUAUCAUCUCUAUUGCACUGAUGACUACAGAACACAUUUUUACACCUGUACGAGUGUAUGUUCACAUUACAAAGAGAGGAUGUCAAAGUGUUCAGAACUUUGAUACCACGGCAUUCAAAACAAUAUCAUCGCUGUUAUUUUACUCAUCGAUAUGAUGAAAAUGUCCUGAAGGUUUAAGAAAAAAAUAGAUAUUCAGUCAAAUGUUUUAAGAUUUGUGUUUGGGCUUUUUUAAAUGUCUUUAUUCUAGAGAUAGGACAGUGGACAGACAGGACUAAGCCUCCGUACAUGGGGCAUGCGCACUAACCGCCUGACCACCAUCAGUCUCAUUUUUAACCCGAGGAGAGGGAGCAAUGUCUAAAUUGCACAAAUACAUUGGCAACAUUUUGGAAAUGCAACGUUGUCGGUGUAUUUUUGCCAAUUAGACAGAAUGAAGGAGUUUACUGGCAAUUUAAAAAACAAGAAAAUACCAAAUGUUGAGUAUCUAGGACUUCUGUUUUUGUUGCCAUGGUAUCAAAAGAUGUCGUAUUUUUACUAGUAUCAAAGUUUUAAUUAUGGUAUCAUCAUAACCCUAUUGGAAGAUGAAACGACUAGAGAUGCACCGAUUGGGAAAAUCAGGGCAGAUACCGAUGUUUGAAAUAACAAUUUAGCCGAUCACCGAUGUUUGUUUCAUUACAUCUUUUAGGUAAAGACUCCCACAAUGCAACAUUUUCUCUCAUGUUUGACAAUGAAAAAGAGUCAGUUUGUUCAGCAGUAAAAAAAACUCUUCUUCUCUGAACCAGCAGUUAGGUGAACUAGAUGUCAGUAUUAAAUUGAUUUGGCACAACAAACAAACAAACAAACAAACAUCGGCUACUGCGGCGGCUUAUGACACUUUUAUUUGCCGAUGUCUGUCAUCAGCUGAUACCGAUGUUGAUCCGAUGCAUCGGUGCGUCUCUAAACAGGACCAGACCCUCUGACUUUUGUCGAUCGAGUGAUUUCUGGCUCGUUUAAAACACAAUAAAAUGUGGGGGUUUUAAAACUUAAUUUUCCGAGGUAAAGCGGACUAAAAAGACGAUUUUGAUCCUGGUGUCUUGUCGUGUUACGAUGUGUAACCAAUGACUUGUGUAUGUUUAAUGACAGCACGUGAUUUAUGAAGAUGUAGACUGUGUAGUAAAAAUCCUCUUUGUAAUUUAAGGAACAAGAAAUGAAACUUUUUCUCUUCAAACUGCACAAGUUCUCUCCUUCUUUUGUAAAUAUUAAAUAUGUCUAACUCUGCAAAAAGGUCCGUUAGUGAGAUAGACAGCAGCUUCAUCUCGUAGAGGAGACUUUGUAUACGACUGUCCAUCACCACUUCGAUGAUGAAAGAUGUAAAUAGAUGUUUCUGUUGGUUUCUUCUUGUCAUUCCAUAAAUCUCAUGUACUGUCUGCUACUUCUUCCUAAUAUUUCAUGUAGCCUGCUUAUUUUAUAACAUGCUGUGCCAAUUAUGUUUUAUCUGCUUUAUCUUGAGUAAAUGUUGAUUUUUUUUCAAUCAGUUUACUUUUUUUUUUUACAUCUUUUUUUAAUCCAAAUCUUUCUGUGACGUGGUAAACACCAAACUGUUCUGCCUGCUGUCGUCUGACUGAGGAUGAGUUGUGUGUCUGAGGAGUUUAUCAUAACCUCUCAAUUUCUUUUUUCUGUGGUCAAAGUGAAAAUGAGGUCCAGAUUUGAAUAAAUUAAACACCACAGUAUGAAAAUGUCUCAUACUUUUUCAUGAAGAUG